Molecule: messenger RNA, 3147 nt
Organism: Sphaeramia orbicularis (orbiculate cardinalfish)
Lineage: Eukaryota; Metazoa; Chordata; Actinopteri; Kurtiformes; Apogonidae
Gene: pfkla
Product: phosphofructokinase, liver a
Exons: 22
Coding region: 182-2518 (778 amino acids)
Biological process (GO): fructose 6-phosphate metabolic process; fructose 1,6-bisphosphate metabolic process; canonical glycolysis
Cellular component (GO): membrane; 6-phosphofructokinase complex; cytoplasm
Molecular function (GO): 6-phosphofructokinase activity; fructose-6-phosphate binding; identical protein binding
Source: RefSeq, a predicted model, not a curated record
GGAGUCUGCGCAGGGGGACGUGUUCCAGGCUGCGGUAGGCUGAAGUCCAACCGUGCGCAAAAACUAGGAAGCGACAUCUGGAGAAAGAGUAAGACCCCCCAAAAAAAAAGAAACAACCCACCGACUCCAAAGCCUGGUCUUAGUUGUUAUUGUAGUGUUUCUUGGAACCGAAGAGGCCGAGAUGACCGACCUGGAGAAGCUGAGGAUGACGGGUGCGGGGCGCGCCAUGGCGGUGUUGACCAGCGGAGGAGAUGCGCAAGGGAUGAACGCUGCUGUUCGAGCUGUGACCCGAAUGGGGAUUUAUGUCGGGGCCAAGGUCUAUCUGAUUUAUGAGGGCUACCAGGGUCUGGUGGACGGAGGCGACAACAUCAAAGUGGCUCAUUGGCACAGCGUGACCAACAUCAUCCAACUGGGUGGGACUGUGAUCGGCAGCGCAAGAUGUAAAACCUUCACCACGCGUGAGGGCAGACUCGCAGCCGCCUACAACCUGGUAAAGAGGGGCAUCACCAACCUGUGUGUGUGCGGAGGAGACGGCAGCCUCACGGGAGCCAACAUCUUCCGCAGCGAGUGGAGCGGUCUGCUGGCGGAGCUCGUAGAGAAAGGAAGGAUCACAGACACUCUGGCUGAGCAGCAUGGCCAUCUGAACAUCGUGGGGCUUGUGGGCUCCAUAGACAACGACUUCUGUGGCACCGACAUGACCAUCGGAGCCGACUCUGCGCUGCAUCGCAUCAUGGAGAUCGUCGACGCUAUCAUGACGACUGCUCAAAGCCACCAGCGCACAUUCGUCUUGGAGGUGAUGGGACGCCACUGUGGGUAUCUGGCCUUGGUGUCGGCGCUGGCAUCUGGAGCAGACUGGCUCUUUAUUCCAGAGGCACCUCCUCUGGAUGGGUGGGAGGAUCGAAUGUGUGCUCGACUGGAGGCGAGCCGCAAUACAGGGUCAAGGCUCAACAUCAUCAUCCUUGCAGAAGGAGCUAUUGACAGACACGGAAAGCCCAUCACAUCAAAUUAUGUAAAAGAUCUGCUCGUAAACAGAGUGGGUCAUGACACCAGAGUGACUGUUCUUGGCCACGUUCAGCGAGGAGGAACUCCCUCAGCCUUCGACAGAAUACUGAGCAGUAAACUGGGUGUGGAGGCCGUGAUUGCCCUGAUGGAGGCGUCCCCCGACACCCCGGCCUGCGUCAUCGGUCUGGCUGGGAACCGCGCUGUUCGUCUGCCUCUCAUGGAGUGUGUGGAGAUGACUAAGUUGGUGCAGACAUCAAUGAAUGAGAAGAGGUUUGACGAGGCUGUGAAACUACGUGGAGGGAGUUUUGAAAAUAACUGGAACAUCUACAAGCUUCUUGCCUUUCAAAAGCCUUCUCAGUCUAAGACUGAUUUCUCUGUGGCUAUCCUGAACGUGGGCGCGCCAUCUGGAGGGAUGAACGCAGCGGUGAGGUCCGCUGUGAGAUUAGCGCUCAUUCACGGACAUAAGGUCUACGCUGUCCACAACGGAUUUCUAGGACUCGCCAGUGAAGACAUGUUUGAGAUGGAGUGGCACAAAGUGGCAGGAUGGACGGGUCAGGGCGGAUCACUGCUGGGGACCAAACGAACCCUUCCAGAAAAAAACAUGGAGAAAAUUGUAGGAACCAUCAAAAAGUUCAACAUCUCAGCUUUGCUUGUAAUCGGAGGAUUUGAGGCGUACAAAGGUGUUCUGCAGCUGUGUGAAGCCCGGGCUCAUUACGAGGAGCUCUGCAUCCCCAUGUGUGUUAUCCCAGCGACCAUCAGCAACAACGUCCCUGGAACUGAAUUCAGCCUGGGAGCAGACACAGCAGUCAACGCUGCCAUGGAGGGUUGCGACAAAAUCAAGCAGUCUGCAUCUGGGACCAAGAGGCGUGUGUUUGUGGUGGAAACUAUGGGCGGAUACUGCGGCUACCUGGCCACCUACACUGGCAUCGCUGUGGGGGCUGACGCUGCCUACAUUUAUGAGGACCCCUUCAACAUCCACGACCUGACGACUAAUGUUGAGCAUUUAGCCGAGAAGAUGAAGAAGGACGUCCAACGAGGUUUAGUCCUGAGGAAUGAAAAAUGCCAUGAAAACUACACAACAGAUUUCAUCCAUAAGCUGUAUUUAUCAGAGGGAAAAGGCAUCUUUGACUGCAGAGUCAAUGUGUUGGGUCAUCUUCAGCAGGGAGGGGCACCUUCUCCCUUUGACAGAAAUUUUGGCACCAAGUUGGGUGUAAGAGGCAUCCAAUGGAUUUCAGAGAGACUGACUGAAAACUACAGACAAGGGCGUGUGUUCACCAACUCUGCAGACACCGCAUGUGUGCUUGGCCUCAACAAAAAGGUCAUCUGCUUCAGCCCUGUCACUGAACUGAAGGCUGAGACCGAUUUUGAGCAUCGUAUACCAAAGGUCCAGUGGUGGUUGAACCUGCGGCCGAUGCUAAAAAUGUUGGCCAAGUACCAAACCAGCUUCGACGAAUACGUCCCUGGAGAGAUGAAACAUGUGACUAAACGAUCCCUCAGUGUUGACCCAGGAUACUAGACUCAACUAUAGUGUAUUUUAUGCACUUUUUUGAACCCUUAUCUGCCCUUCCAUUAUGUUCGUACAGAGUAGUUUUCAACCACUGGAUAAUGAAAAUGCAGUAUUUGUAAAUGUCAGAAUCUAUGCAUCAAUUCACAAAACGAGGAUUUUACAAAAUUGCAGGUUUUUCUACUCUUGUACCAAAGUGCAAGUUAGACUCUUAACAUUAAAAACAUGUUUUUACUGCUGAAAAAUAUAUGUAAUAGGAGAUUUUAGAUUGCCUGGUAGGAAUAGGUUGCUUUCAGAUGUCCUAUAAAAAGAAAUAUUAGCUUCAUUAAGGGAAUAAUACUGAGCCAGAAUAAUGAUUUUAACUGGGAAACAUUUUAAAGAAGAAUUUGUAGACAUCCCUGCAUGUGCUGUACUGUUGCAAGUUAGUGAGUUAGUUGUAAGUGAUGCCCCUUUGAUAACAUACAUCAUGUGACUUACAAAGUAUACCUCAUGUAACAUGCAACAUGUUUAUUUCCUGUUAUUUGUACAAUAAGACUGAAACAUGCAAACUACAAAUUGUCACUACCUACUUUACUACACUGUUAAAUGAACUGAGUGUUGUUUUUAUGUUAAAGUUAUAUCUUAAAUAAAUACAUUCCAAA